AGGAACUUGAAUUAGGCUCAUUAUCUUUCUUCUGGGCUAAUUGAAAUAUCAAUGCAACCAGUAUGAUCCUUCGUCCACGAUACACACAGCGCGCGACUCAAGUUCUGCUUGUUGGCCCAGCCAAUAGUGGAAAACGUACAUUGGCAGAUCAACUCAUUUCGAGUCGAGAAACAUUUAUUUCCUUAGGCACUGACGAAGAAUUAUCUGCGACAGCUCUUGAUGAACUUGGCCAAGUAGAUUUUGUUCUCUUCUUGGUCGACAUGACCAACAAGAACAGUCUGUUGACUUUAUAUCGUUCAUUUGAGCAUGUUGCACCUGAGUAUCUAACCAAUCGUUGUGCGGUCUUGAUGACCAAAGUUGACGCAGUGGAAGCAUGGACACUUGAUGAAGAAAAAGUACAACGUAUUAUCAAUCAAUAUACCCCUGACAUCUACACAUUUCGAUGUAACCUCUCGGAUCGCCGAGAACGACAGAAACUGGGUGACCAAUUGGCACGACUUGUUCGGAUCAGUACAUUGCAACAAAAGAAUAUCACAAUGCCCUUGAUCAAAGCGACCACCUACUACAACCAUUUGCCAUACUCCUCCCGUGGUACAGACGAGACCGAAUAUACCGAAGAGACAGAUGACGACAACAGUGGGAUGGUAUCACAAGCAGGACAAGAUGACGCUAGUGGGAUGGUAUCCGAAGCAGAACAAGAUGACACUAGUAGGAUGCCAUCAGAUGCAGAACAGGACGGCGAUGCAAAACAAGAUGACAGGAGUAGAAUGUUAUCAGAGACAGAACAAGAAGACAAUCAAAUACAACAAGAACAAGCAAUUCAGGAUUAAGAACCAAAAAAAAAAAAAGUCAUGUGGA
Zychaea mexicana is the source of this 858-nucleotide messenger RNA. RefSeq lists its product as uncharacterized. Lineage: Eukaryota; Fungi; Mucoromycota; Mucoromycetes; Mucorales; Lichtheimiaceae. The record is from RefSeq and is a predicted model, not a curated record. The transcript has 5 exons. Bases 63 to 830 code for a protein of 255 amino acids.